Messenger RNA from Brassica napus (rape), 908 nucleotides. RefSeq names its product phosphoglycerate mutase-like protein 1. Bases 1 to 696 code for a protein of 231 amino acids. Gene Ontology annotation, molecular function: phosphatase activity. The transcript has 9 exons. The record is from RefSeq and is a predicted model, not a curated record. Gene Ontology annotation, cellular component: cytoplasm. NCBI's taxonomy places the organism in Eukaryota, Viridiplantae, Streptophyta, Magnoliopsida, Brassicales, Brassicaceae.
AUGGAUACAAGAUUCUUGUACCCCUUGGAAAGCUGUAAAAUCAUCCACUUGUUGAGACAUGGACAAGCGGAGCACAAUGUAGAAGCCGAAAAGGAUAGGAAUGCGUUGUUGUCUCCUCAUCUUUUUGACGCUCCACUUACUGAUCAUGGUCACCAACAGGUUGAGAACCUCCGCGAACGUGUUGUUUCAAGUGGGCUACUAAAGAGGGUUGAGCUAGUUGUAACUUCUCCUUUGUUGAGAACUAUGCAAACUGCGGUUGGAGUUUUUGGAAAUGAAGAUAACCAACCAAAUAUGAUAAGCAAACCUUCCAUUUUGGCACUUGAGGUUGCUCGAGACCGUAAUGGAGUUCGCCCUCCUGAUAUGAGAAGAAACGUGAGCGAGUAUCAAACUAUUUUUCCCACCAUUGAUUUCUCUCAGAUUGAAAGUGAAGAAGACAAUCUGUGGAGGCCCGAUGUCCGAGAAUCUGAGGAAGAGAUUUUGGCAAGAGCGUUACAAUUCAUGAAAUGGUUAUGGAAGAGACCAGAGAAGGAGGUUGCGGUUGUCAGCCAUGGCAUAGUUUUGCAGCAUAUGUUGUAUGUGUUCGCAAACGAUUGUGACGUGUCAGUUAGACAUGAACUUUGCAAGAGGUUUGCUAAUUGCGAAAUUCGCACUGUUGUGAUUGUAGACAAAAGCCUUUGUUCUUCUACGGAGAAUUGAUUCCAAGGAGAAAUUUCAAAGAGUUUACAGAACCUUUAUUAAAACCAUUGUUGAAGAAGUUAUUUAAUAUUUAUUUAAUAUUUUAUUCUUGAAGUUCAGUAUUGUUGAGCUUCUUCUAUUUGCCUGAGCCCCCUCGCUUAUCCAUUUUCCGUCUUCUGCAUUUUUAGAAAUUGUAUUGAAUAAAUAGACAUUUUCGGUUAAUAUACACAGUA